GCGAUGGCUGAGGAUGGCAGCGAGGAGAUCAUGUUCAUCUGGUGUGAGGACUGCAGCCAGUACCACGACUCGGAAUGUCCGGAGCUGGGCCCGGUGGUCAUGGUCAAAGACUCCUUUGUGCUAAGCAGGGCCAGGUCCUCCCUUCCUUCCAACUUGGAAAUCAGACGACUAGAAGACGGAGCCGAAGGCGUGUUUGCUGUAACGCAGCUCGUCAAGCGAACGCAGUUCGGUCCCUUUGAGUCGAGGAGAGUCGCCAAGUGGGAGAAGGAAUCCGCGUUCCCGCUGAAGGUGUUCCAGAAGGAUGGGCACCCCGUGUGCUUUGACACCUCCAACGAGGACGACUGCAACUGGAUGAUGCUGGUGCGGCCGGCGGUGGAGCCCGAGCACCAGAACCUGACGGCCUACCAGCACGGCAACGACGUGUACUUCACCACCUCGAGGGAUAUCCCCCCUGGCACCGAGCUGCGCGUGUGGUACGCGGCCUUUUACGCCAAGAAGAUGGACAAGCCCAUGCUGAAGCAGGCCUGCUCCGGUGUCCACGCUGCAGGCACCCCGGACAGCAGCACCCCGGUGGAAUCCGAGCCGAGCCCGUGGGUGUGUAAAGUGUGUUCUGCCACCUUCCUGGAGCUGCAGCUCCUGAACGAGCAUCUGUUGGGUCACUUGGAACAAACCAAAAGCCUCCCCCCAGCCAGCCAGCAGGAAGGGGCUCCAGAGAAGGAACCUGACGGGUCUCGGGGGGAGCCUCCCGCAGUCCCCAAGAGCAUCAGUGCAGCCAAAGAGCAGAAGAAAAAGCCUCGAAGGGGGAGAAAACCCAAAGCCUCGAAACCCGAACAGAAACCAGAACAGCCACUGGUCAUCAUUGAAGACAAGGAGCCCGCAGAGCAAGUGGCAGAGAUCAUCACCGAGGUGCCACCGGACGAGCCCGUGCCUGCGGCGCCCGACGAGCACAUCAUGGAGCUGGUUCUGGGGAAGUUGGCCACCACCACCAGCGAGGCCACUUCAGUGCCAAAGUUCCCGCAUCAUCAGAGCGGCAGCAUCACCCUCAAGAGGAGUCUGAUUCUCUCCACCCGGCACGGCAUCCGGCGGAAGCUGGUGCGGCAGCUGGGGGAGCACCGGCGGGUGUACCAGUGCGGCACCUGCAGCAAGGUCUUCCAGAACAGCAGCAACCUGAGCCGGCACGUGCGCUCGCACGGCGACAAGCUGUUCAAGUGUGAGGAGUGUGCGAAGCUGUUCAGCCGAAAGGAGAGUCUAAAGCAGCAUGUCUCCUACAAGCACAGCAGGAACGAGGUGGACAGCGAGUACAGGUACCGGUGUGGCACCUGUGAGAAGACCUUCCGCAUCGAGAGCGCGCUGGAAUUUCACAACUGCAGGACAGAUGACAAGACGUUCCAAUGUGAGAUGUGUUUCAGAUUCUUCUCCACCAACAGCAACCUCUCCAAGCACAAGAAGAAGCACGGGGACAAGAAGUUUGCUUGUGAAGUCUGCAACAAGAUGUUCUACCGCAAGGACGUCAUGCUGGACCACCAGCGGAGGCACCUGGAGGGCGUCCGGCGAGUGAAGAGAGAAGACCUGGAGACCAGCGGGGAGAGCCUGGUCCGCUACAAGAAGGAGCCCUCGGGAUGCCCCGUGUGUGGCAAGGUGUUCUCCUGCAGGAGCAACAUGAACAAGCACCUGCUGACCCACGGCGACAAGAAGUACACCUGCGAGAUCUGCGGCCGCAAGUUCUUCCGUGUGGACGUGCUCAGGGACCACAUCCACGUCCACUUCAAGGACAUCGCGCUGAUGGAUGACCACCAGAGGGAGGAGUUUAUUGGCAAGAUCGGGAUCUCCUCCGAGGAGAACGAUGACAAUUCUGACGAGAGCGCAGACUCGGAGCCUCACAAGUACAGCUGCAAAAGGUGCCAGCUCACCUUCGGCCGCGGGAAGGAGUACCUGAAGCACAUCAUGGAGGUGCACAAGGAGAAGGGCUACGGCUGCAGCACCUGCAACCGGCGCUUCGCCCUCAAGGCCACCUACCACGCCCACAUGGUCAUCCACCGCGAGAACCUGCCCGACCCCAACGUGCAGAAGUACAUCCACCCCUGCGAGAUCUGCGGGCGGAUCUUCAACAGCAUCGGGAACCUGGAGCGGCAUAAGCUCAUCCACACGGGGGUGAAGAGCCACGCCUGCGAGCAGUGUGGGAAGUCCUUCGCCAGGAAGGACAUGCUGAAGGAGCACAUGCGUGUGCACGACAACAUCCGGGAGUACCUGUGCGCCGAGUGCGGGAAAGGCAUGAAGACCAAGCACGCGCUGCGCCACCACAUGAAGCUGCACAAGGGCAUCAAGGAGUACGAGUGCAAGGAGUGCCACCGCAAGUUCGCGCAGAAGGUCAACAUGCUCAAGCACUACAAGCGGCACAUCGGGAUUAAAGAUUUCAUGUGUGAAUUGUGUGGAAAGACGUUUAGUGAGAGAAACACCAUGGAGACCCACAAGCUCAUCCACACAGUGGGCAAGCAGUGGACCUGCUCCGUGUGUGACAAGAAAUACGUUACCGAGUACAUGCUGCAGAAGCACGUGCAGCUCACGCAUGACAAGGUCGAGGCACAGAGCUGCCAGCUGUGCGGGACCAAGGUGUCCACCAGGGCCUCCAUGAGCAGACACAUGCGACGCAAGCACCCAGAGGUGCUGGCCGUGAGGAUCGACGACCUGGACCACCUGCCGGAGACCACCACCAUCGACGCCUCGUCCAUCGGCAUCGUGCAGCCGGAGCUGAGUCUGGAGCAGGAAGAUUUGGCAGAAGGGAAGCCCGUGAAAGCGGCCAGGAGAAGCCACAAGAGGAAGCAGAAGCCGGAAGAGGAGGCCGGGGCACCGGUGCCAGAGGACGCAGCCUUCAGCGAGUACUCGGAGAAGGAGCCCGCGUUCACGGGCGGCGUGGGCGACGAGACCGACUCUGCCGUGCAGAGCAUCCAGCAGGUGGUGGUGACUCUGGGGGACCCGAACGUGACCACUCCAUCGAGCUCGGUUGGCUUGACCAACAUCACCGUGACGCCCAUCACCACGGCAGCCGGGACUCAGUUUACCAACCUCCAGCCGGUGGCCGUUGGGCACCUAACCACCCCGGAACGUCAGCUGCAGCUGGACAACUCGAUCCUGACCGUGACCUUUGACACCGUCAGUGGCUCCGCCAUGUUGCACAACCGCCAGAACGACAUCCAGCUGCACCCCCAGCCGGAAACCUCGAACCCGCAGUCCGUGGCCCACUUCAUCAACCUGACCACGCUGGUCAACUCCAUCACGCCCCUGGGGAACCAGCUCAGUGACCAGCACCCGCUCACGUGGCGGGCAGUGCCCCAAACGGACGUGCUGCCGGCCCCGCAGCCGCAGGCCGCCCCUCCGCCGGCAGCGCAGCCCCAGGUGCCGGCCGAGCAGCAGCAGCAGAUGUACAGCUACUGA
Eptesicus fuscus (big brown bat) is the source of this 3432-nucleotide messenger RNA. RefSeq names its product PR/SET domain 15 (gene PRDM15). The record is from RefSeq and is a predicted model, not a curated record. The coding region runs from base 4 to 3432 and encodes 1142 amino acids. The transcript has 23 exons. Gene Ontology annotation, molecular function: histone deacetylase binding; DNA-binding transcription factor activity; RNA polymerase II cis-regulatory region sequence-specific DNA binding. Gene Ontology annotation, biological process: cell fate commitment; regulation of transcription by RNA polymerase II. Gene Ontology annotation, cellular component: cytoplasm; nucleus. Lineage: Eukaryota; Metazoa; Chordata; Mammalia; Chiroptera; Vespertilionidae.